AAAGAACGCGCCUGACCAAUGCCAUGGUCGACGCGGAGCCUGCCUCAAGCGCCUUAUGCCAGCUAUGCAGGGCAGUCGCUGCUGGCAGACAGGCAACCUGAAGCUGUUGAGAGUGGACCGCAUGAGGUACCAGUAUGGAUGGGGCCGCUGCGGCACUCUGAAGGUAUGUUCAGCACCUUCGUGCACAACAACGAGCAGCAGAAUAUCACCCGUGAUCGAAAAUGCAAAAUCGUUCAUUAUGAUUUUGAUGCAGUAUGUCGCUGGGGCGGGUUUCUUGGACUUUUUACCCGGGCUGGUAUUUGCCGAAUCUCGUGGUCACUGACAACAUGCUUGGGGCUGACUCUCACCCUGGCUCUCACAACUGGAGGGGUGGUUGCGUGGGCCAAUGACGAGUCCAAAAUGGACACUGACGCAAUGGAAGCGUUGCAACAGCGCACCCUUCUCAUCGUGACAUUCAUCAUGGGUUUCUUCGUGCAGCUGAACAUCUCCAGAUGGUGGAACCAUAGGGAGUUCUUGAGGACGCUUCACGGCACCGUGUUGGAUGUUUUGUUGCUGCUGUCAACAUCGGGAGCCACACAGGAGCAGCUGCAGUGUGUGGCACGCCUGGGACUGCUCUCGCAAGCACUUCUUUUUGAUGAGUGCCGCGGAACCUUUGAAAAUGCUCAGGCCAAUGGAGCUGAAGGACCCUUCUCAGGACUCGUAAAAAUGGGACUUCUCAAAGAGCAGGAGAUCCCCUAUUUGGCUGAUCGGGCGCAGAAGGCUCAGACAGUUUGGCUUUGGAUCGCCUCGUAUGUCAAGCUAUGGUUGAACGACGACAAGAAGGCCUACAAAAUUCAGAAGAGGUGUUGCAACGGUCGGGCUGCCAUCUCCGCAAUUCGAACACAGCUGGGAACGCAGCUGCCGUACACCUACGUCCAAUUGAUUUCUGUCAUGGUGCAGUGUAACCAUUGCAUCAUGGGUCUUGGCUGUGGCUAUACUGGUGCAGCUGCAUUGGUUCUUGGUCACUACGCCUUGCUGGUGGCGCAGAUCGCUCAAACGGUUAUCGUUCCUGCAACCUUCCAAUCUCUUCUUGACGUUUGCGUUUACGUCAGCGAUCCGUAUGGAAGUGACGUUAUUGACUUCUCCUUCCUUUCGUACCAUUUGGCUCUUGCCAAAGUAUGCGAAUCCUUCACAUCUCCGAUCCCACCCGAAUUUGCAGCGAAGCAAUCGCCUCCGGAUGCGAGAAGCCCUGGCUGACAGCGGCAGUGACCGCAGAUGAACUCGACAGGACCUGGCACGACCAAAGCGAUGUAGAAUCAUGAUGAAACAUGUGACAAUUAAAAGCAUGUCAAACAUUCUAUAUAAAACAUUCUAAAACCCAAGUAACACCAUGUAACACCCACAAAGAUUGGGAAAUGUCAAAUUCGAAGAACUUCAGUGGCUGCAAGGGUGGCAAAUCUCCUCCCUUAGCCUAUACUUUUGAGGGAGUCCAGCCCAAAGAUAUGGCUGGAACGUUCGCAGUCUGACUGUAUCACACAGAUUCACACGGUUGCAAGUUCAGACAGUUCAGAUUUAAAUAUUUUGAUAUUGCAGAACCGCCCGACAGUUUUGGGUUUUGGAACUGCGCGUGCAAAAUGCGAAGCAAAACAAUUG
Messenger RNA from Cladocopium goreaui, 1632 nucleotides. NCBI's taxonomy places the organism in Eukaryota, Dinophyceae, Suessiales, Symbiodiniaceae. The record is from the annotation of a GenBank genome assembly.